This is a messenger RNA of Wyeomyia smithii (pitcher-plant mosquito), 629 nucleotides long. RefSeq lists its product as uncharacterized. Lineage: Eukaryota; Metazoa; Arthropoda; Insecta; Diptera; Culicidae. The record is from RefSeq and is a predicted model, not a curated record. The transcript has 3 exons. The coding region runs from base 1 to 579 and encodes 192 amino acids.
AUGUCUGCAACAGUGAAGUUACUUGAAGGUUGGACAAUACCGGAUAAUACAUUCUACCCGCUCCGCCUGAGCAGCAUCGGGAACGACGAUAAAACCGUGUUGAUUGUGGCCGGAGAGCAACAGAUUUACACUUUGGUUAUAAAAAAAUUUAAAGACACCGUUCAAUCCAGCAAAACCCCCCAUAAAACAUCCUGCAUUGCGUUGAAAUCGAUUGGGACUAUUGUAGAUACGGUGAUAACCGCUCAAAACACAAUUAGUUGCGUCGAUAGUGGACAACUGAUUUUGUUUAGUUCAUUCCGCGAAUGUGUUCCUGUGAAAGCGGAUGUUAUUUACAUCCGCAUUGGAAAUUUGUUUGUAUCGGCUCACUGGAAAAAAGAACAAAAUGUGUUUAGCUUUAGAUCGAUUUCGCCCGGUGCUAUGAUAUUACUAAAACGGACACUGCAUGCUAAGCUGGGGCAAUCUUUAAGUGCAAAAUUAGCAGUACUGAAGGUCAUACAAUCGGAGCUAAUGCACUGCGAACCCCAGCAGGGUAGCCUGACCAAAUUCUACCAGCAUAUAAGAACGGCUGCUAACACGUGAUUGUGACAUACGUACAAUAUUUGGCUCAACGGGUUCAACCGAAGGGUGAA